Molecule: messenger RNA, 2828 nt
Organism: Magallana angulata
Lineage: Eukaryota; Metazoa; Mollusca; Bivalvia; Ostreida; Ostreidae
Product: 4-galactosyl-N-acetylglucosaminide 3-alpha-L-fucosyltransferase 9-like
Exons: 2
Coding region: 1-1206 (401 amino acids)
Cellular component (GO): membrane
Molecular function (GO): alpha-(1->3)-fucosyltransferase activity
Source: RefSeq, a predicted model, not a curated record
AUGGCGCUGCGAGCAGUAUUUCAUUUUCAACAUCGUCAGUCAAUCCAGCGUGUAUCUGCUGCAUCUUGUGGUUCUUCUUCAAUGAAUGCUAAUACCAAAGGAUUCCUUUUACUCAUCAUUACAGUUCUACUUAGUUUAUUCAUUCUGAGCUAUGUUCUAUCGUCAGACGAAAGACUUUCCAGUUAUUAUUUUUCUGCUACAGAAAGGAAAACAACAAAUAGAAAACAGCCCACAUCAUCCUUUAGUGGAAACUUAUCUAGGAAUGUAAACACUGUUGUGAUCUUAUGGUACAAUUUUCCUUCCUAUUUGAUGAAUUUUGUGCAAAAUUUCAAAAGACAAAAAUGUCAAAAUGAAGGAGUGAAUUGUAUAUUAUCAACAGAUAAUUCUGAUCUCAACAGAAGUAGUAUUGUGAUUUUUACGCAUCGAACUCUUCCAAAAACUCCUCCUCUGAAGAUUGCAUCACAGGUUUGGGUUUUUAAUACUCUAGAAAACAAACGUUUUACAGUCUGGCCAAAUUCUGCCUGGCAAAAUGCAUUUGAAUGGAUCAUGUCUUAUCAGAGAACUGUUGAUAUCUCCAGACCGUACGGUAAAAUUAUCAGACUGGACAAAAGUAUAGAAAGAAACUAUUCUGAGGUUUUUCGUCAGAAGAAAAAUUUCGGUGUUUGGAUGGCUAGUCAUUGUCCUACGCCAUCUCGUCGGGAAAAAUACAUUAAAGAAUUGCAGAAAUACAUUGAAAUAGAUACGUUUGGAACAUGUGGAAAGAGAAAGUGUGGGGUUCAUAAUCCCAACAUGAAUGAGUGUCUGAGGAAUUUCUCUAGGGAUUAUAAGUUUUAUUUCGCCUUCGAGAACAGUAUUUGUACAGAUUACUCAACAGAAAAGGUGUUUAACUUAUAUGCAUAUAAUUUAAGCAUCAUAACGGUUAUAAAUGGUCCACCCCAAGCAGGUGAAUAUUUACCCAAGGAAACCUUCUUAAGCACAUUGGAUUAUACUUCUCCGAAGUCUUUGGCAAAAAAGCUAAAGGAAAUCGGAUCAAGUGAACGUUUAUAUACUCAAUAUCUGAAAGAAAAGGAUAAAUAUAUUUCGCUAGAGCAAAUUGAAAUUUUUCGAGAAGCAAUGUGCUCUACUUGCGAAAUUCUUAAUCAACUUGGAGGGAAAAAAGUAUCCAUCAAACCGAAGUUGAAGUCUGUGUAUGGAAAAGGAUGCUAAGAUGGCCGGGAAAUGUUUGAAAAAAAACCUUGGUCAACUUGGAGGGAAGAAAAUAUCACACACAAAUCAAAUUUUAUGUCUGUGUAUGGAAAAUUUAAGACGCCUUAUGUAUCAAGGGACAGUUUCGGAUAAAGUACCCGUCAUUUUUAUUUUUAAAUUGAGAGUUGCUGUACUUGAAAGCUUAUGAGUGUUGCUAAAAUUCAUGAGAUGAUUUUUGGGAUUUGAUUUUAAUCAACUCUCCUAUGCAGUUACUCAGACAAACCGAAAGUGAAACAGUGUUUGAACCUCAGCACAAAUCAUCGCUGCUGACAAGACUUAAUUAAUUCUUGAAAACAAUUGAUAAAUUCGUUGUAAUGUAUGCUAAAGCAUUGUUUUUCAAGGAAACUUAUUUAUAAAUACCUUGAAAAUAGUCAGAUUUUAAAUGGAACAAACAAUUUAGAUUUUUUUGUAGUCGUAUGUAUUCCUACGCCAGAGUUCAAUAAACAAUGUAGUCUCGUUCAACUCGACGCACGGCUGUCUCCGUAAAUCUCUGACAAGCAGAGAUUCUCUCUUGCUUGUCGGAGAUAUACGGUGUCCGCCGAGCGUUUGGUUGGACGAGACUAGAGUUCAAUAUUGCUUAGAUCCACACAAUAUUCGAGAAAUAUUUCUAUUACUGAUACAUAGUUUGAUUGAAUCAAUUUUAUCUUUAAAUAUUAUUUAACAUGAUUCUUAUGGGAGUUUCUCGACAUUCAUGUCGAAAAAGUCCAAAAAAUCAUAUUAUAAAAAUGUGCGUAAUACAAAUACAAAUUAGAAACCACAUGUACUUGUCAUGCAAAAUAACAUAUCGUUGAUUUUGAAAUAAAUAAACAUCGACAAAAUCAGCUCCCGUCAGUUCUUCGGUACUUUGAUUAAUGAUUAUCAUUAGUUUUAAAAACCAGUAAGUAGAAAAUUGUACAGGUUUUGACUAGUACUUGUCUUCGGAAAUUGGUGAUUGGCCUUAUAAAGAGUGAAUUAAAGGUAUUUGUGCUGAAUGAGAACUGAGGAAAUUACAGUUACAGGGUUCCGAAGACACGCAUCCCCUGGAUACAAUGAAUUGUAUCAACAACAACAAAAAACUGUCCCGUGCCACCUUCUAAAUGUUUGCAAAAUUUCUUUAAAAAAAUCAAAUGUUAUGCUAGUACACGUACAUGUAUAGAAAAGGUUGUUAAAAAUACGCCGUAAAUGUGAACGCAAAUAUUUUACUUACAUAUAAAAAAGUGAAUAGACAUUGAGUCCCUCCCCCUUACAUUAUGGGGAGCAUGUAAAAUAAACUGGAGUGAAAUUGAAGUUAAAGUGUUCAUGAUUUUGAGAAAUUGUGGUUUUUCUUUUAUUGCUUGUCAAGAUUUUUUGUAUGAGUCUGCCUCAUCUCCCUCCUACUUUUGAUUCAAGCAAAAACUAUGUAUAUUUCUUGUUUACAUAUCAAUGCAAUAAAAUUGGGUAAUACAUCGUGCAUUAUCAUGUGAUUGCUAUAAAUAUUUCUAUGUUUUACGGGACGCCAGAAGGUGGUCCGUUAUUUGAUAUACAUUUAGAUAUUGUAACUGCGUUUUUGGGGGAUAGCUUUUUAUAGAAUUAAUAUCAUGCUUAUGUUUAUGAAUUAAAAGUAA